AUGCCGAAAAUAAUACGAAUCAAUGAUGGGUUUGCUUCAUUCUUGUUGGAAAUGCACUAUGAUGGAGUUGAUAAGCAUGAGAUCCUUUCUGGAGAUGCUGAUAGAAAUGAUUUCCUCACCGAGGGAGAGAAAACCUCGGUAGAAAAUGUAAGAAGCAUGGCCUAUGAUGUUGAUGACGUUAACGUCAACUUCAUGUAUCACAAGAAUAGGAACAAAAUUUGGAUGAUGAAAAAUCAUGGCGAGUCUUGUCUUUUCAUCAAAGAUGAUAAUCUUGUUGGGAUUGAAAAGUUGCUACUACCUGCAACAGCCAAGUUGUUAGCAAUAAAGGAGGAAGUUCCAAUGAAUUUGAGCCCCAUGAUUUACAAACAAUUAGUGGAGAUGCUGGUGAACUUCUUACAUCCAAGAAAAUAUGUGAUUGUCCUAGAUGAUGCAUGGAGUAUAGAUCUCUGUGGUGAAAUAAAUGUUGCUCUUGCUAAUGGUUUACCUCUAGUAAUUGUGGCUUUGGCUGUUCGUAUGUCUACCAAGAAGUUAGAGUUUGAGUGGGGGGAUGUCCAUAAUAGCUUGAAUGUAGAGCUGAAUAAGACAUCUAAACCUCUCUUAAAUAAAGUGUUACAUGGAUUUAAAUUAUUAGGGGUGUUGGAUCUAGAGAAUCUGCAGAUUGUUAAACUACCUAAUUCAGUGGUCAAUUUAUUCAAUUUAAGGUACUUGAACUUGACUGGAACUCAGGUCAAGUGGAGCAAAUUCCCAAUUGAAUUGGAAAACUUUACGACUCCGGGACAUAUCCUGACAAAUGUGAGACAAGCAGAUGAGAAAGACUUGUGUGUUGUGAUUGACAACAUGAAACUACUUCACCACUUGUUUCUGAAAGCUGAUAAUGAAGAGGAGCUAUUAAGGAUGGAUUCGCUGUCCUCACCGCCUUGCCUUGAAAAGCUCAAACUAGUUGGAAAAUGGGAAAAGAAACUCAAGAUCUUGAAUACAUACAACUGCCAUCAACUAAAUGAGAUUGUUAUAGAGAAGGGAGUGAUGCCAGGUCUUCAAAGUUUGAGCCUUGGUAGAUGUAUGGAACUAAAGGCAUUGCCUCAUGAUAUUGAGUAUCUUACUAGCCUUCAAGAAUUUUCAUUCUUAAUUGUUAGAGAAGAGACCGUAGGGUGCAUUUGUGGAGAAGGAAGUGUGGGUCACCGGAGGUUCAGCACAUUCCCAAUAUCAGCCAUUAUUUCCAAACCCAAUCUGGAUUGUCUUUUGAAAGCCUUUCUUGAUUGUACUACAUAA
Messenger RNA from Dovyalis caffra, 1269 nucleotides. The record is from the annotation of a GenBank genome assembly. NCBI's taxonomy places the organism in Eukaryota, Viridiplantae, Streptophyta, Magnoliopsida, Malpighiales, Salicaceae.